This is a messenger RNA of Fusarium keratoplasticum, 1488 nucleotides long. RefSeq names its product Hydroxyacid-oxoacid transhydrogenase. The record is from RefSeq and is a predicted model, not a curated record. NCBI's taxonomy places the organism in Eukaryota, Fungi, Ascomycota, Sordariomycetes, Hypocreales, Nectriaceae. Gene Ontology annotation, molecular function: metal ion binding; alcohol dehydrogenase (NAD+) activity. The transcript is spliced from 4 exons. Bases 1 to 1488 code for a protein of 495 amino acids. Gene Ontology annotation, cellular component: mitochondrion.
AUGGUGCCCGCCGUGAGAGCUAUCCCCAACGCCGCCAAGCGAGCUACGAACCUGCUCCGCACCGUUCAGUUUACUCACCCGCCCUCAUGUCCCUGCCACUCGAAUCCCGGCUAUCACCAGUCGCCGCCGGUUCUCACCCCCUCCAGACAUGCUCAUCAGCGCAAGUAUGCCACGCCGACCACGCACCCGGGCCAGAAGGAGUACGCUUUUGAGAUGGCUGCCUCGUCAAUUCGUUUCGGUCCCGGCGUGACGCAGGAGGUUGGUAUGGACUUGAAGAACCUGGGCGCGAAGCGAGUUUGUGUCGUGACGGAUGAGAACGUCGACAAGCUAGAUGCUAUGCGACAGGUUCGUGAGGCUCUCACUCGAGAGGGUGUUCCUUUUGAGGUUUACUCCAACGUCCGAAUUGAGCCAAAGGAUAGCUCUAUCAAGGACGCCAUCGCUUGGGCUCGUCCUUAUGAGCCCGAUGCCUUCCUGGCUGUCGGAGGCGGCUCAGUCAUCGACACAGCCAAGCUCAUGAACUUGUAUACGGCGUACCCAGACGCCGACUUCCUCGACUUUGUCAACGCGCCACUCGGCAAGGGCCGUCCCGUCGACAAGCCCCUAAAGCCCCUCAUCGCCGUCCCGACCACAGCCGGCACGGGCAGCGAGACAACGGGAACCGCCAUCUUCGACCUCGUGUCCAAGCGAGCAAAGACGGGUGUCGCCCACCGGAACCUCAAGCCUACGCUCGGAAUUUGUGAUCCCCUCAACACGAGGACUAUGCCUGCAGCAGUCAAGGCCGCCUCAGGUCUCGACGUGCUCUGCCACUCGCUCGAGUCCUGGACGGCCAUUCCUUUCAAUGAGCGAACACCGAGGCCUACCAAUCCCAUCCUGCGUCCAGCGUAUCAGGGAGCCAACCCCAUCUCUGAUGUGUUUUCGUUCCACGCUCUCCGUGCUACUGUCAAGUACCUUCCACGAUCUGUAAGGGAUCCUGAUGAUCUCGAGGCUCAGAGUGAGAUGCUUCUAGCCGCCACUCUGGCUGGUGUUGGUUUCGGAAACGCUGGUGUUCAUCUCUGCCACGGCAUGUCGUACCCUAUCUCGGGUCAGAACCCAGGCUACAAGCACGCUGGAUACCAAGUAGCAUCGCCAAUCAUCCCUCACGGUGUGUCGGUCGCCGUCUCCGCCCCGGCCGUCUUCCGUUUCACAGCCGCCUCUAACCCAGACCGACAUCUUGCCGCGGCCGAGGCAUUCGGAGUCGACAUCACCAACGUCAAGCGCGAGAGUGCAGGCGAGGUUCUCGCCGAGGCCAUCACCAAGUUCCUGGCAGAACUAGGAGACCAGCCCAAGGGCCUCAAGGAGCUCGGGUUCGGCACGGAGCACAUCGAGGCUCUUGUAGAGGGGACGAUCCCUCAGGCACGUGUGCUGAGCUUAGCCCCUGGUUUGUCCAGCCAACUCGAGGCUGAGAAGGAUCAGCUCCGGAGAUUGUUUGAGGAUGCCAUGACGCAUUAG